Mollisia scopiformis is the source of this 2751-nucleotide messenger RNA. RefSeq lists its product as uncharacterized. The record is from RefSeq and is a predicted model, not a curated record. The coding region runs from base 1 to 2751 and encodes 916 amino acids. Gene Ontology annotation, cellular component: endoplasmic reticulum membrane. Gene Ontology annotation, molecular function: dolichol kinase activity. Lineage: Eukaryota; Fungi; Ascomycota; Leotiomycetes; Helotiales; Mollisiaceae. The transcript has 2 exons. Gene Ontology annotation, biological process: dolichyl monophosphate biosynthetic process.
AUGCCUGAGCAGCCCAAGCCCAAAACAUUAUCGCGAACGCAUUCCCUAGACGUGCGAGAUGAUGCUCUUCGAAGACUGUCGCGUUCUCCACACCCGUACCAUCGCCAACAAUUCGAGUUACCAUAUGGUUCCGAAAAGUUCAGUACCAAUGCCCCUCCACUACGAUCGCAUUUGCGAUCGACGCAAAAUACGGACGAUGAAGAGCAGGAUACACCACGGCACAUGCCGGAAGACUUCAAAGACGCAUACAAAGGAUCAACGGGAAGUGACAGUGGUACCGAGGCAGACGAUGAGCACUUCUUGAAGGGAUUACCAGCUCCAAAGCUACGACCCCAUAAAGGAUUACGUGGAUUUGAAGCGAGUCUUUCUGGAACCCCCAGUCCAAUAUUGUCACCAGCUAUCCUCGAUGAAGAUUCUACAAGGUCUCAGGGCUAUUUGCGACAGAAGAAAGCCGUAGUGCCGGUUCUUCCAGAUGAAGAGACUCGCAAACUUGCAGACAAGGUUCGGCGGAAGCGAAAUGUGGAGGUCAUACGGAGAUGUAGUGAGACUUCGAUACUAUUCUUCCUAGCGGCCAUGUUGUGCUGUGAUCCAGAAAUCCGCAAGCUCCUGCAUUUCUGGAGAAGAGAACUGAGUUGCCAAGUCCUCACCAUAUCUUCCCUCGUCGUUAUCUAUCCUCUGCGACUACUACGAAAUAUCCGACCUUCAAUGUCGUUCAAAAGACCAUUUCCAAUUGCAAUACCUGCGGCCUUUGACCCCGCGCCCUUGCUCUACCCUCCCAGCAUCACAAUGCUGGUCUCCUUGGUACUCUCGAAAAACACCGCUUCCAACUUGCUUCCAAGUAUGAUCCUCGGAAUAUCCUCUCUUCCUAGGCAUUUGAUACCUUCAACUGGUGGCCUUUGGGGUUCAAACAUAUCGCAUUGGUUUCUUUCCUGCCUCCCAUUGCUGAUUCGGCAUACUGGCGAUGUUGAGAACCUGGUUGGGAAAGAUAGCGAAAAGUUCAGCUUACAGCCUGAAGUUCUGGUGCUAUUGUAUCCAUUGCAUCAGUCAUUGUGUGUGACGCUCUACUAUUUGACAACGACAAGUCUUCUUGAGGCCGAGUUACAGCUUCUUUCCGUGGCUUUGAUCGAUUUAUUGCUUCUAGCUUCCUCUCCCCAGGCCAUGAUCUUGAAAAUACUGCUCUGGGGAGGAGGUAUUGGGCUAUUGGUCACUUGUGGUCGUGUCCUGAAAUGGGGCGUGGCUUUAGCGAGAGUUCCAAAAUGGCGAUUCAAACGUUCACCAAAUCAGGGGCGUUACUUUCAUGAGAAAGGUGCCAAGUUUAUGCAGAAACCAUUCUCAUUUGGGGGGCUUGGUACCACCAUCUUUUCGAAAGACUCAGCGAUGACUGAUUCGAGUAAUGAUGACGAGGCUAUUGAAGUGAUACCGCUGUCUCCAACUCUGAAGCUCAAUACUUCAUCUCGGCUAUUUGAUGGAAGUGGCGAAAAUGGUUCAGUAUCGGCCAUUGAACCAAAGGGAGUCAAUUUCAUGAAUGGCUCGACGGCAGUAGAGGAAGAUGAGAACUCAGUGAUCAAGAGGAGGUACACACUUCCGUCCUUGUCCAAUCUCCCGCAAAAGCUGACCAAGCGGACUCCAUCUGGUCGUCGGAAAAGAGCAACAUCUUCUAGUGUGCAAGCUUUCUUUUCUCUCACUCAAACAGAAGCCACUAUACGGAAAUGGGUUUAUGCUGGCUAUGUAUAUAUCUGGGUGGCUCUUCUCAUUCUGGUCGGCAUCAGAGAGUAUGUUCAAAGAUACGCCUUGCAUGGAAUCGAACCUAUUGGAUGGGCUCUUGGAUAUCUCUUUGGCGACCUUCCAUGGUUCAGAAUGGAGGUUGUCAGUGGCAAUUAUCAAAGAUGGAUUUGUCUUCCAUCUCGCAAUGGACGCGAGCAUGAAGAGUCCUGCUAUCUAGGCUGGGCCCAGCACUUACGACAUGCUUCUUUCGGAGAAGCGAACACUCGACUCAUCCUAUCGGCUUACUGGUUAGCCAUCAUUAUUGUUGGUUUGGCAGUCGUCUUCCGUCUCUCUGGAGUGUAUGAAGUUGACACUCGCCGAAAAGUGUUUCACUUUAUGAUGGUUGCAAUGCUACUGCCAGCCACAUAUGUGGAUCCGACCUUUGCAGCGCUGGCACUGAUUUUGAUGCUUGCAAUCUUUUUACUGCUCGACCUCUUCCGAGCUUCCCAACUUCCUCCUCUUUCGAAAUCUCUCGCUUAUUUUUUGACGCCUUAUGUAGAUGGAAGGGAUUUGAAAGGGCCUGUAGUUAUAUCACAUAUCUUCCUCCUCAUCGGGUGCGCCAUACCUUUAUGGCUCUCUCUUGCAUCUCUACCUCGAAUCGGUACCGGCUGUCUCGAAGGAUGGGAGGUACCGACACGAGAAGUGAGCAUGGUCAGCGGCGUUAUCUGCGUUGGUAUGGGCGAUGCUGCGGCAUCGCUGAUCGGACGACGUUACGGCCGACACAAAUGGAUCUGGGGCGGAGGUAAAAGCAUUGAAGGCAGUGUAGCAUUUGCUACUGCCGUGGGAUUGGCGUUACUAUUUGCUAAAGCAUGGCUUAGAAUUGGUGGGUGGCCAGCUAAUAAUGAUGAUGUCUGGUUCAUGACUAUUGGGAAGGCCAGCAUCGCAGCUUGGGUGGCGAGCUUGACGGAGGCGGUUCUCACGGGUGGGAAUGAUAAUGUCGUCGUCCCGGUGGUGCUUUGGCUUUGUGUUAAAGGUUUAGAUAUUUAG